Cynocephalus volans (Philippine flying lemur) is the source of this 7642-nucleotide messenger RNA. It is a transcript of the gene MAP1B, whose product is annotated as microtubule associated protein 1B. NCBI's taxonomy places the organism in Eukaryota, Metazoa, Chordata, Mammalia, Dermoptera, Cynocephalidae. The transcript is spliced from 7 exons. Gene Ontology annotation, molecular function: microtubule binding; actin binding. The coding region runs from base 150 to 7517 and encodes 2455 amino acids. Gene Ontology annotation, biological process: axonogenesis; dendrite development; microtubule cytoskeleton organization. Gene Ontology annotation, cellular component: synapse; microtubule; dendrite. The record is from RefSeq and is a predicted model, not a curated record.
UGGGAGAGGGCGGAGGGGGAGGCGCCAGGAGGAGGGGGACGCAGGGGGCGGAGCGGAGACGGCACCUUCGCAGAUAAUCCUUCCUCCUGCCGCAGAGGAGAGGAGCGGCAGGAGCGAGACGCUUCACGGAGGCACAGCGGGCCCGCAGGAUGGCGACCGUGGUGGUGGAAGCCACCGAGCCGGAGCCAUCCGGCAGCAUCGCCAACCCACCGGCGACCACCUCGCCUAGCCUGUCGCACCGCUUCCUCGACAGCAAGUUCUACUUGCUGGUGGUCGUCGGCGAGAUCGUGACAGAGGAGCACCUGCGGCGCGCCAUCGGCAAUAUCGAGCUCGGAAUCCGAUCAUGGGACACAAACCUGAUUGAAUGCAACUUGGACCAAGAACUCAAACUUUUUGUAUCUCGACAUUCUGCAAGAUUCUCUCCUGAAGUUCCAGGACAAAAGAUCCUUCAUCACCGAAGUGACGUUUUAGAAACAGUGGUCCUGAUCAACCCUUCUGAUGAAGCAGUCAGCACUGAGGUGCGCCUGAUGAUCACCGAUGCUGCGCGACACAAGCUGCUCGUGCUGACCGGGCAGUGCUUUGAGAAUACCGGAGAGCUCAUUCUCCAGUCUGGCUCUUUCUCCUUCCAGAACUUCAUAGAGAUUUUCACCGAUCAAGAGAUUGGCGAGUUACUGAGCACCACCCAUCCUGCCAACAAAGCCAGCUUAACCUUGUUUUGUCCCGAAGAAGGGGACUGGAAGAACUCCAAUCUUGACAGACACAAUCUCCAAGACUUCAUCAACAUUAAACUCAACUCAGCUUCUAUAUUGCCAGAAAUGGAAGGACUUUCUGAGUUUACUGAGUAUCUCUCAGAAUCAGUGGAAGUCCCAUCUCCCUUUGACAUCCUGGAACCUCCCACAUCAGGUGGAUUUCUAAAGCUCUCCAAGCCCUGCUGUUACAUUUUUCCAGGAGGGAGAGGCGAUUCUGCCUUGUUUGCAGUAAAUGGAUUCAAUAUGCUCAUCAACGGAGGAUCAGAAAGAAAAUCCUGCUUCUGGAAGCUCAUCCGACACUUGGACCGAGUGGACUCCAUCCUGCUCACCCACAUUGGGGAUGACAAUUUGCCUGGAAUAAACAGCAUGCUACAGCGGAAAAUUGCAGAGCUGGAGGAAGAACAGUCCCAGGGCUCCACCACAAAUAGUGACUGGAUGAAAAACCUCAUCUCCCCUGACUUAGGAGUUGUAUUUCUCAACGUACCUGAAAACCUGAAAAACCCAGAUCCAAACAUCAAAAUGAAGAGAAGCAUAGAGGAAGCUUGCUUCACUCUCCAGUACCUGAACAAAUUGUCCAUGAAACCAGAGCCUCUGUUUAGAAGUGUAGGCAAUACCAUUGAUCCUGUCAUUCUUUUCCAAAAAAUGGGAGUGGGCAAACUUGAGAUGUAUGUGCUUAACCCAGUCAAGAGCAGCAAGGAAAUGCAGUAUUUUAUGCAGCAGUGGACUGGCACCAACAAAGACAAGGCUGAACUAAUCCUGCCUAAUGGUCAAGAAAUAGAUAUCCCAAUUUCCUAUUUAACUUCAGUCUCAUCUUUGAUUGUGUGGCAUCCAGCAAACCCCGCAGAGAAAAUCAUCCGUGUCUUGUUUCCUGGAAACAGCACCCAAUACAACAUCCUGGACGGCCUGGAAAAGCUCAAACACUUAGACUUCCUGAAGCAGCCAUUGGCCACCCAAAAGGAUCUCACUGGCCAGGUGCCUACUCCUGCCACGAAACAAGUCAAACUGAAACAGAGGGCUGAUAGCCGGGAAAGCCUGAAGCCGGCCACUAAACCACUUCCCAGCAAGACUGUGCGCAAAGAGUCUAAAGAAGAAACCCCUGAUGUUGCAAAAGCUAAUCACGUGGAAAAGCCACCCAAAGUUGAAAGCAAAGAAAAGGUAACAGUGAAAAAAGACAAGCCAGUAAAAACAGAGACCAAACCUCCAGUGACUGAAAAGGAGGUGCCCAGCAAAGAAGAGCAGUCUCCAGUGAAAGCCGAGGUGGCUGAAAAGCAAGCCACAGAUGUCAAACCCAAAGUCGCCAAGGAGAAGACAGUGAAAAAGGAAACAAAGGCAAAAUCUGAGGAAAAGAAAGAGGAGAAGGAAAAGCCAAAGAAAGAAGUGGCUAAAAAGGAAGACAAAACACCUGUCAAGAAGGAGGAAAAACCAAAAAAAGAAGAGGUGAAAAAGGAAGUCAAAAAAGAAAUCAAGAAAGAAGAGAAAAAAGAACCCAAGAAAGAGGUUAAGAAAGAAACACCACUGAAGGAAGCCAAGAAGGAAGUUAAGAAGGAAGAAAAGAAGGAAAUUAAAAAGGAAGAAAAGGAACCUAAAAAAGAAAUUAAGAAGCUCCCUAAAGAUGCAAAGAAAUCACCUACUCCUGGAUCUGAAGCAAGAAAACCAGCUGCAUUAAAACCAAAAGUACCCAAGAAGGAAGAGCCCAUCAAGAAAGAUUCUGUUGCUGCUGGGAAGCCAAAGGAGAAGGGGAAAAUUAAAGUCAUCAAGAAGGAAGGCAAGGCCACAGAGGCCGCAGCCAUCAGCACUGCAGCCACCAUAGCAGCUGUGGCGGCAGCAGCUGGAGCAGUGGCCACUGGCCCUGCCAAAGAACUUGAAGCCGAGAGGUCCCUUAUGUCAUCCCCCGAGGAUCUAACCAAGGACUUUGAAGAAUUAAAGGCUGAAGAAGUCGAUGUAACAAAGGACAUGAAGCCUCAGCUGGAGCUAAUUGAAGACGAAGAAAAACUGAAGGAAACAGAGCCGGUUGAAGCAUACGUCAUCCAGAAGGAGACAGAUGUCAUCAAAGGUCCAGCUGAGUCCCCUGAUGAGGGCAUCACUACCACUGAAGGGGAGGGCGAAUGUGAACAAACACCCGAGGAGCUGGAGCCAGUGGAGAAGCAGGGGGCGGAUGACAUUGAAAAAUUUGAAGACGAAGGAGCUGGUUUUGAAGAGUCCUCAGAGACCGGAGACUAUGAAGAAAAGGCGGAGACCGAGGAGGCCGAGGAGCCAGAAGAGGACGGGGAGGACCACGUGUGCGCGAGCACCUCCAAGCACAGCCUCACCGAGGACGAGGAGAGUGCGAAGGCCGAGGCGGACGUGCGCCUCGAGGACAAGAGGGAGUCUGUGGCCAGUGGGGACGACCGAGCAGAAGAAGACAUGGACGAGGCUGUUGAGAAAGGAGAAGCUGAACAGUCUGAGGAGGGUGAUGAGGAGGACUACGAGCCUGGAAAGAUUGAAGCUGAAGACUACGUGAUGGCCGUGGUUGACAAGGCUGCAGAAGCGAGUGGUGCGGAGGAUCAGUAUGGCUUCCUUACCACGUCCACCAAGGCCUUGGGAGCCCAGUCUCCUGGCCGAGAACCUGCAUCUUCGAUUCAUGAUGAGACUUUACCUGGAGGCUCAGAGAGUGAGGCCACUGCUUCAGAUGAGGAGAAUCGAGAAGACCAGCCCGAGGAAUUCACUGCCACCUCUGGCUACACUCAGUCCACCAUUGAGAUAUCCAGUGAGCCCACCCCAAUGGAUGAGAUGUCCACUCCGCGCGACGUGAUGAGCGAUGAGACCAACAAUGAGGAGACAGAGUCCCCAUCUCAGGAGUUUGUCAACAUCACCAAAUACGAGUCUUCGUUGUAUUCUCAGGAAUACUCCAAACCUGCUGUUACACCACUCAACGGAUUAUCUGAAGGGUCAAAAACAGACGCCACUGAUGGCAAGGAUUACAGUGUGUCAGCCUCCACCAUAUCGCCACCCUCGUCUAUGGAGGAAGACAAGUUCAGCAGAUCUGUUCUACGGGAUGCUUACUAUGAAGAGAAAGAAGUGAAAGCCAGCGCCAUGUUGGAGAUCAAAGAUACCAUCUCAGCAGUCCCAGAUGAGAAACUUAGCCCAUCCAAGAGCCCGUCCCCGAGUCCAUCUCCACCAUCUCCCAUAGAAAAGACCCCCCUGGGGGAACGUAGUGUGAACUUCUCUCUAACACCCAAUGAGAUUAAAGUGUCUACAGAGGCAGAAGCAGUCCCAGUGUCUCCUGAGGUGACCCAAGAAGUAGUUGAAGAACACUGUGCUAGUCCUGAGGAUAAGACUCUGGAAGUGGUGUCACCGUCUCAGUCUGCGACUGGCAGUGCUGGCCACACACCUUAUUACCAGUCUCCCACUGAUGAAAAAUCCAGUCACCUCCCUACCGAAGUCAUUGAAAAACCACCAGCAGUUCCAGUGAGUUUUGAAUUCAGUGAUGCCAAAGACGAGAGUGAAAGGGCUUCCAUAAGCCCCAUGGAUGAGCCUGUGCCUGACUCAGAGUCUCCUAUUGAGAAAGUGUUGUCUCCUUUACGCAGCCCUCCCCUAAUUGGAUCUGAGUCUGCAUAUGAAAGUUUUCUAAGUGCUGAUGGCAAGGCUCCUAGCCGAUGUACUGACAGCCCCUUUGAAGAAAAGAAUGGAAAACAAGGCUCUCCAGACCAAGUAAGUCCAGUUUCUGAAAUGAUUUCCACUGGUCUUUACCAAGACAAAGAGGAAGGGAAAAGUACAGACUUUAUACCUAUAAAGGAGGACUUUGGUCAAGAAAAGAAAACUGAUGAUGUUGAAGCGAUGAGUUCUCAACCAGCUCUGGCUUUGGAUGAAAGGAAAUUAGGAGAUGUUUCUCCAACACAAAUAGAUGUCAGUCAGUUUGGAUCUUUUAAAGAAGACACCAAGAUGUCCAUUUCUGAAGGCACUGUCUCAGACAAGUCAGCCACUCCUGUUGAUGAGGGUGUAGCAGAAGACACAUACUCUCAUAUGGAGGGUGUGGCCUCAGUCUCCACAGCCUCUGUGGCUACAAGCUCAUUCCCAGAGCCAACAACAGAUGACGUGUCUCCUUCUCUGCAUGCUGAGGUUGGCUCUCCACAUUCCACAGAAGUAGAUGACUCCCUUUCAGUGUCUGUUGUGCAAACGCCUACCACUUUCCAGGAAACAGAAAUGUCUCCAUCUAAAGAAGAAUGCCCAAGACCAAUGUCAAUUUCUCCACCAGACUUCUCCCCUAAAACAGCGAAAUCCAGGACACCAGUUCAAGAUCACAGAUCUGAACAGUCCUCCAUGUCUAUUGAAUUUGGCCAAGAAUCUCCUGAGCACUCCCUUGCUAUGGACUUCAGUCGACAGUCUCCAGAUCACCCUGCAGUGGGUGCGAGUAUGCUUCACAUCACUGAAAAUGGGCCAACUGAAGUGGACUACAGUCCUGAUAUGCAGGACUCCAGUUUAUCACAUAAGAUACCACCAAUGGAGGAGCCGUCCUACACCCAAGAUAAUGAUCUUUCUGAGCUCAUCUCAGUAUCUCAGGUAGAGGCCUCCCCAUCCACCUCUUCUGCUCAUACCCCUUCUCAGAUAGCUUCUCCUCUCCAGGAAGACACUUUAUCCGAUGUCGCUCCUCCCAGAGAUAUAUCCUUAUAUGCCUCACUCACCUCUGAAAAAGUGCAAAGUCUGGAAGGAGAGAAGCUCUCUCCGAAAUCUGAUAUCUCUCCACUCACCCCACGAGAGUCCUCUCCUUUAUAUUCACCUAGUUUUUCAGAUUCUACCUCUGCAGUCAAAGAGAGCAUAGCAGCUUGCCACACCUCCUCUUCUCCACCAAUAGAUGCAGCAUCCGCAGAGCCCUAUGGCUUCCGUGCCUCAGUGUUAUUCGAUACAAUGCAACACCAUCUAGCCUUGAAUAGAGAUUUGACCACAUCUGGUGCGGAGAAGGAGAGUGGAGGGAAGACUCCUGGUGACUUUAGCUACACCUAUCAACAGUCUGAGAAAACAACAGGGUCCCCAGAUGAAGAAGAUUACGACUACGAGUCUUAUGAGAAAACCACCCGAACCCCAGGUAUGGGCAGCUAUUACUAUGAAAAGACAGACAGAACCACAAAAUCUCCAGGUGACAGUGGCUACUCCUAUGAGACCAUUGGGAAAACCACCAAGACCCCCGAAGAUGGUGGCUAUGCCUAUGAGAUUACUGAGAAGACCACACGAACCCUCGAAGAGGGUGGGUACUCAUAUGAGAUAAGUGAGAAGAUGACCAGGACCCCCGAAGUGAGUGGUUACAGCUAUGAAAAGACUGAGAGGUCUAGAAGGCUCUUGGAUGACAUCAGCAAUGGCUAUGAUGACUCUGAGGAUGGUGGCCACACACUUGGGGACUCCAGCUACGCUUAUGAGACCACUGAGAAAAUUACCAGUUUCCCUGAGUCUGAAAGUUACUCCUAUGAGACAUCUCCAAAAACGACAGGACCCCCUGAUACUUCUACAUACUGUUACGAGACUACAGAGAAAAUCACAAGAACUCCCCAGGCAUCUCCGUAUUCCUAUGAGACUGACCGAUGCUUCUCUGCAGAAAAGAAGUCCCCAUCAGAAGCUCGCCAGGAUGUUGAUUUAUGCCUCGUGUCCUCCUGUGAAUACAAGCAUCCCAAGACAGAGCUUUCACCCUCCUUCAUUAAUCCCAAUCCUCUCGAGUGGUUUGCCAGUGACGAGCCCACUGAAGAGUCUGAGAAGCCCCUCACUCAAUCAGGGGGAGCCCCACCACCUCCAGGAGGAAAGCAGCAGGGGCGACAGUGUGAUGAAACCCCUCCCACCUCAGUCAGCGAGUCGGCGCCGUCCCAGACCGACUCAGAUGUUCCCCCGGAGACUGAAGAGUGCCCCUCCAUCACAGCUGAUGCAAAUAUCGACUCUGAAGAUGAGUCGGAAACCAUCCCCACAGACAAAACUGUCACGUACAGACACAUGGACCCACCUCCAGCCCCCAUGCAAGACCGCAGCCCUUCUCCACGCCACCCUGACGUGUCCAUGGUGGACCCAGAGGCCUUGGCCAUUGAGCAGAACCUGGGCAAAGCUCUGAAGAAAGACCUGAAAGAGAAAACCAAAACCAAAAAGCCAGGCACGAAGACCAAGUCCUCUUCACCAGUCAAAAAGGGUGAUGGGAAGUCCAAGCCCUUGGCAGCUUCACCAAAACCAGGGGCCUUGAAAGAGUCCUCAGAUAAGGUGUCCAGAGUGGCUUCUCCUAAGAAAAAAGAAUCUGUGGAAAAAGCAACGAAAACCACCACUACCCCUGAGGUCAAAGCUACACGUGGGGAAGAGAAAGACAAGGAGACCAAGAAUGCCACCAACACGUCCACAUCCAAAUCAGUCAAGACUGCUACUGCAGGACAAGGAACCACCAAGACAGCCAAGGCCUCAGGUGUGCCUCCAGGCCUCCCUGUGUAUUUGGACCUGUGCUAUAUUCCCAAUCACAGCAAUAGUAAGAAUGUUGAUGUUGAAUUUUUCAAGAGAGUGAGGUCGUCCUACUACGUGGUGAGUGGGAAUGACCCUGCUGCUGAGGAGCCCAGCCGGGCUGUCCUGGAUGCCUUGUUGGAAGGGAAGGCUCAGUGGGGCAGCAACAUGCAGGUGACUCUGAUCCCAACUCAUGACUCAGAAGUGAUGAGGGAAUGGUACCAAGAGACCCAUGAGAAACAGCAAGACCUCAACAUCAUGGUUUUGGCAAGCAGCAGCACAGUGGUUAUGCAAGAUGAAUCCUUCCCUGCAUGCAAGAUUGAGCUGUAAAAACCAAGGCCAGCCACGCCACAGGAUUUGAACUUUGUUUCCAGAAAUUCUUCAAUUUGAAACCACCUUUUCUAAAAAGCCAAUUCGUCUAAUUAAGUUGCUGAACAAUGACCUGCCAAAUGCUA